UCCUGAUACCUGUGUUGUUUACGGUCUGCCAAUUCCGAAGCAAAAAAAAAGGAGGGUUCUUCUUGUUCAUCGCAGAGGUAUCCCUCGGUUUCGUGUCACUUCGGGAUCGCAUCGCCAAGCACGCCUUCCUGAAUCCUCAUCUUCGCCCCCCGUCUUCCCAGCUCCGAUGGCCUCCGCCGCCGCUGAGGCAGCCGAUCAGAAAGUCGUGGUCCACGUGCGCAACACCGGCGAUGCGCCGGUGCUGAAGCAAACCAAGUUCAAGAUUUCAGGAAGAGAGAAGUUUUUAAAGGUCAUUGAAUUUCUUCGCCGACAACUUCAUCAGGAUACACUGUUUGUCUAUAUCAACAGUGCAUUUUCACCAAACCCAGAUGAGCUGGUAAUUGACUUGUAUAAUAACUUCGCGAUUGACGGAAAGCUUGUGGUCAAUUAUGCUUUGUCAGCAGCAUGGGGUUAAGAAAGGUUGGACAGCAUUAGGAAAAUCAGCCGUGCCUACUGAAAUUGUAUAGUUUUGGUGAAUCACUGUAAAGCUCCGUCAUUUCUGUCUUUAGAUGUCGGAUCCUCUUUGUUUUGUUCCAUGAUAUUGGUCAGUGAAGUGUUCGUAGUACAUUAGUAAACUCAGCUACCAGCGAGAGAUGGUGUUGUUGCUCCAACUUCCAAACUUGUAUUCCCCUUAAUUUUUCCGGUUUUAUGGAACAAAAGGGAUCCAAACUUAAUCUUUGAAUGGUAGAAAAAGAUGAAGCAUUAAAAUGGA
This is a messenger RNA of Brachypodium distachyon (stiff brome), 751 nucleotides long. Its product is annotated as ubiquitin-like protein ATG12. Gene Ontology annotation, biological process: nucleophagy; autophagosome assembly; autophagy of mitochondrion. The record is from RefSeq and is a predicted model, not a curated record. NCBI's taxonomy places the organism in Eukaryota, Viridiplantae, Streptophyta, Magnoliopsida, Poales, Poaceae. The transcript has 5 exons. The coding region runs from base 167 to 454 and encodes 95 amino acids. Gene Ontology annotation, cellular component: cytoplasm; Atg12-Atg5-Atg16 complex; phagophore assembly site membrane.